CAAAGAACUGCAAGAAAAGAUGUAUGAAAAAACUGAGAUCUUAUAUACUGCACUCAAGCAUAAGAAGUAAGAUUUUUUUUUACAUUUCUCUCUGUGUGUGUGUGUGUGUGUGUGUGUGUGUGUGUGUUUUCAUACAGUAAAAGUUACUGGGGCUCAGUGUUGUUUUGGACUGUAGUGACAUUCAUUGUAUGUGCAAAAACUGGGAAUUGGGAAUAAUGUGAAUAGGCAGAGCUGCAUAUACACAGAUCACUGUCUGUACACACUUAGCACCUCUGACUGCUUGAGGAUCUUGUAUGUGUGUGUGAUGUCAGAGGUCAUAAAGGAAACGGUGAGGAUGUGUGAGCCAGGGUGUGUCUUAUGGACAGUCAGCGAUAGAGAUGCUGGGGCGUCGAUGGGCGUGGAUGCCCUUUCGUUAUAAAACAGAGCCUAAAAAGCAAAGGUAUUAGAGAGAAGACAGCUGUCUUGGACUGAACUACGGAAACUUACUGCAAGCAUCAAGAACAGGAUUUUACAACGGCUCACUGAUCACUCACAACAAGUCUCAAGCUAAAUCCAUCAAUGGCCAGCCAUAAUGCCAUUCUGAGUGGUAUAGAUCUGCAGUGCUAUGAGAAUAACCAUGCUCACCGCACUGAGGAGAUGGACGUGGAGCGUCUGCUGGUGCGCCGAGGUCAGCCCUUCUCUGUAAUACUGCAGUGUACUGACAUCCCACAGCUCUCUGACCACCAGCUCAACAUCAUACUACACCUGGGUAAGAAAAAUGAGGUGGUCUUGAAGGUGCCUGACUCAGAGCAAGAUCAUGGAAAAUGGUGGUUUAGUCAGCGUAAUGCUCAAGGUGAGGUGAUGCUGACUCUCCACAGCCCUGCUGACGCUCUUGUGGGUCUAUACAGCAUGUCUGUAGUUCUGCUCUCAGCUGAUGGGCACAUCCUGGAGAAAACCCAGCCUAAGACCUUCUACCUGCUUUUCAAUCCCUGGUGCAAGGAUGAUUCUGUGUACCUUCCCAAUGAGGAACUGCUGCAGGAGUACAUUUUAAAUGAAAAUGGGAUCUUGUACCAGGGCUCGUGGGAUGAUAUCACCACCGUGCCUUGGAACUUUGGACAGUUCGAAAAAGAUGUAGUGGAUAUUUGCUUUGAAGUGCUGGACAAUUCACCUGCGGCCAUGAAAAAUUCAGAGAUGGACACUGGUAACAGAGGAAGUCCUGUUUAUGUCAGCAGGACCAUUGCUGCCAUGGUGAAUUCUAAUGAUGAUCGUGGGGUGGUAUCUGGGCGCUGGGAUGGAGAGUACAAUGAUGGGAUGGCGCCCACACGGUGGACUGGCAGUGUGCCCAUCUUGAAGCGCUGGAGUGAGGGUGGAGGAGAAAAAGUGCGCUAUGGGCAGUGCUGGGUGUUUACAGGAGUGGCCUGCACAAUCCUCCGCUGUCUUGGCAUUCCAGCCAGAUGUAUCACGAAUUACUCAUCUGCUCACGACACUGAUGCAAACAUUUCUGUGGAUUACCUUUUCAACGAUCAACUUGAAAGUAUGUCUGAAGGCAAGAAGGACUCCAUAUGGAAUUACCACUGUUGGGUUGAGUCUUGGAUGAAACGUGAUGACCUCCCAGAAGGUUACGAUGGAUGGCAGGUGCUAGAUCCAACUCCUCAAGAAAGAAGUGAUGGAAUCUUCUGCUGUGGGCCUUGUCCAGUCCAUGCAGUCAAGGAGGGAGAGUUAGGGAUGAAGUACGAUGCCCCAUUUGUGUUUUCUGAGGUGAAUGCUGAUCUGAUUAUCUGGAUUGUUCAUCCAGAUGGAGAACGAAUUCAAGUGUCCCAAAACAGUAAAGUUAUAGGACGGAACAUUAGCACUAAGAGUGUUUAUGGAGACUUCAGAGAAGACAUUACUGCUAACUACAAAUAUCCUGAAGGAUCGGGGAUGGAGCGAGAGGUUUAUAAAAAGGCAGGAAGACAAAUUACCCAAAAGAAUGAAGGCCCAGGACAGCUUGAGCUUUUCAUUAAGCAUGCCCCAGCUAUUCACGGGACAGACUUUGACGUGUUCAUAGAGGUGUAUAAUGCUGGUGGGGAGGACACAGAUGCACAGCUCACAGUCACAUCGAACGCAAUAACCUACAAUAGUAUCCACCUUGGAGAGUGCCAGAGAAAGACAACCUCUCUCACAGUGCCAGCUCACAAAGCUCAUAAAGAAGUACUGCGACUUCAGUAUGACCAUUAUGGGGCGUGUGUGUCAGAACAUCACAUGAUAAGGGUCACAGCCCUCCUCCAAUCCAGUGAUCAAAACAACAUCAUCCUACAAGAAAUCAACAUCCCCUUGAAAAUGCCAGUGCUUAAUAUCAAGAUUGUUGGAAAAGCGAUCAUAUCACGUAAACUGACAGCACACAUCUCCUUCACCAAUCCCUUGCCUGUUAGUCUUCAAGGAGGCGUGUUUACCAUGGAGGGAGCAGGACUAACAGAAGCAAAAGAAAUAAAAACACAUGGUAAGAUUGAACCUGGUCAGGCUGUGACGGUUAAAUUUUCCUUCAAACCCACCCGUGCUGGCCUGAGGAAACUGCUUGUCGACUUUGAUUCGGAUAGACUGAAAGAUGUAAAAGGCGAAGCAACUAUCAUCGUUCGGGAAAAAAAGAAGCAAAAUAGGAACAUUCUCCCAGAAAUCUAGACAAGGAUGUACAAUCCAAAGAACCAUAAAUAACUUAGUGUGUAGUAAAUGUUACAUUUAUUGCAUUAUACGCGACUUGCGGACAGUUGUUUUGCUUGUUACAUAUUUUGUUUGUUAUUUGUUUAUACAAAGAGUGUGUAACAUUUCCUUUAUACUUGAUAACUUUGCAUGCUUUCAUACAGACUUUGAAUAUAAGAUCUACAAAAGCUAUUUUUCUACGUGUAAAAUGCCCAGUCAUAUAUACGCUAGCUUUUAUUUUAAAAUGUUUGAUCUAAUAACAAUUUUGAAAUCAGUGUUUGUUGAUAUUUUCAGUAUUAUGCUGUUGUUGUGUGUGAUGUAAAUGUUUCGUAGUAAUA
This is a messenger RNA of Labeo rohita (rohu), 2993 nucleotides long. It is a transcript of the gene tgm2l, whose product is annotated as transglutaminase 2, like. Gene Ontology annotation, biological process: peptide cross-linking. NCBI's taxonomy places the organism in Eukaryota, Metazoa, Chordata, Actinopteri, Cypriniformes, Cyprinidae. Bases 559 to 2637 code for a protein of 692 amino acids. The record is from RefSeq and is a predicted model, not a curated record. The transcript has 14 exons. Gene Ontology annotation, molecular function: protein-glutamine gamma-glutamyltransferase activity.